Vanessa atalanta (red admiral) is the source of this 7546-nucleotide messenger RNA. RefSeq lists its product as uncharacterized. The record is from RefSeq and is a predicted model, not a curated record. The coding region runs from base 399 to 4739 and encodes 1446 amino acids. Lineage: Eukaryota; Metazoa; Arthropoda; Insecta; Lepidoptera; Nymphalidae. The transcript is spliced from 8 exons.
UGUGUGUGAGCCAUGAGCAUUCUGUGGUGAUGUGAUGUGAACCUGUGAUCGAGACGUCUGCAAUAUCACAAUAUGUCUGACUAUUUGGAAAUAUUUUUAGAAUUAGCGUAGUCGUAACUAAUAAAAUAAUCAAUUUGAGAGACGUCCAUGCUAUGGACGAUAUAUGACAUACUUUAUAAAAAGAUCGAUAAGGAGACGAGUUAUAGUGAAGAUAUGUGUUGUGGGCCAUUUGCCUUACGUGUGUAUAGUAGAUAUGCGCGUGACGGGACUGAAGGGCGCCGUGCAGAGUGGUGCUUCGGUCUGAGUGCGCAUUGGACGAUAUAACGUUUCACGCCUCGCCAGGGUCAACCUGCGCGACGCGUUUUUUUGUAUAUAUUUUUAUUAUAUAGAAAAUAAACAUGGAUCAAAGAGUGCAAUGCCCUGUGUGUACACUGUACCUACACAGUGGAAUGACCUUAGAGUCACAUUUGGACACACAUCCAAAAGAUCAAGUAAUUAAAGCAUUGUGUACUUUAUCAGCUAAAAGUACUAAUUUUGGAAGCAGGACACCUACUCCAUUAAACUCAGAGAGGUCAUUUAGAAGCAGGUCACGGACACCAGCAACUGACGAUAGUGGACGAUGGGCCAAUUCUCAUCGAAAUAGUGAUAAUGAAAGGUACUGGAGAAGGACUCCAAGUAGAACUAAGUCGACUCCACUCUCGACAAUCUCAAGAAAUCCCACACCAGAUCUCAGGAUUGGGAAUAUUUCAUUUGACAACCAUAUAUCUAACAAUGUUUCAAGUCAGUGCUCUGACUCUUAUACAGUGAAAUCAGAUAAAACACAGCAAACUUUUACUUCAAAUUGUCAGUCCUUAGUAUCAGAUUUCGAUCAACAGUAUCCUUACUAUCCAGAACAACAGGAAGACCCAGAAAUUAAAUUUUCUCGUAGCUCAGAGUACAAUGCACAGUUAGAUAAUUCAAAUGUGUUUGCAUACAAUAUGCCUGUAAUGGGAUCAGGUGUCAAGCUGCCUACGACUAUGAUGCCAACAGUACCUAGAAGGGGGAAUGACUAUGUUAAAAUCUUACCUAAACAAGGAAACCUGCUUGUUAAAACGAAUGUGGCUGGAAUGCAAUACAUACCUUCAGGAGUUAAGCCAAUGCAUGUGAUGAUGCCGGCUGCAACUCCAUUUGUUCAGAAGAAUCUACAAAAUAACAUGAUUAUGACUGGAAAUUUACCUACUAGCCAAUUAUUAGAUCCAAAAUUAAUGGCACCACCAUUAAACAACCAAUUCAAUCAAAUGAAUCACCCGGGAGCUUUUACCCCAGGAACAACAGUAGUCACUCAAAACUCACAAAUAAUUUAUAGGGAGAUGGUUCAUAAUAUAGAUGGUAAACCAUUCAUCUCGAGCAUGCCGGCAGUACUUGGUGGUCCUGAGAAUGUUACAAAUGUUGCUCAGAGCAGUUCAAUGUACCAAAAUGUUAUGGUUGUUGAUCAGUUUGGUAAUACUUCCUGUAUGUAUACAACACCACAACAUAUAUUAUCAAAGCCAUGUGCUCCUAUGUUCAAUGAAAAUGUACCAUUUAUGCAAAAUGUGCCAGAUAAAACUGGGUCAAACGUAAUAACUGAUGGUAAUAAAACUCUAAUUAUUGAAGUAAGCCCAAUGUUAUCGGGCGAACCAAUAAAUGAUACAAGUCAGAACCCACUGCCUCAACAGAAUGAUAAUCCAGUAAAUAAAAUGAUUGAGCAAGAAAAGUCAGAAUCUGCUAUUGAAUCCCCUGGGCCUAGUAAAGGUCUGAAAAUUCUUAGUAAUAUUAAGGUAGAGGUUCCUGUACAGCAUCACAAAAAUAUGCUAAAUACUGUUAUGGACUUGACAGGUUCAACUGAUUCGGACUAUCUGGAACGUUCUAUUACUCCAGAGAAAAUUCUACCAGAUUUAGACGAUAAUAAUCCUAGAUUAUCUGAUAAAUGUACUCAACCAUCUAAUGCUGGUGAAAGUUUAAUUUCAAGUGCAUUUUCUGUGCUAAAACAUUCUAACAAUGCACACAAGGAAAGUACUUUAAAAUCAACAGUUGUAGAGAAUAAACUUGAUACAGAGUUUUCAGACAGUUGUCCAGUUCCUGAUCUCAUUUGUAAUGAAAAGCCGUCUAUAUCUCCAUGUAGUGAAUUAUCUGACCAUGGGGAUAAUUCCAAUGAUAGACUUGUCAUACUAUCCCCUAAACCAGAAAGUAGUAAAAAAUACCAAAGCUUGGCAAAGAAUAUUAGUAUUGAAAAGAAAUUACCAACUAAAUCACCAAAACAUAACCCUCUAAAACUUAAUAAUAUUUUCGUGAAAAAGCAAAAAAAACAUUUGCAAAUAAAGAACUCAAAAGUAUCUUCACAGAUCAAUAUUAAACCUGGUGAUCGGGAACCUAGAGCCUCGUCGUCUACGUGUAAGCUAUUAGAAAACUUUGCAGUGACUAAAACGCACCAACCUGAAAAAUGUGAAAACAAGGGUAAAUUGCAAACUGUCUCAAUAGAGAAAAUUGAAAAUAGUAAUGACGAUCGCAGUGAGUUUGAUGCCAACACUGAGGUGCAGUCGAUGGACAUUGAGCCAGUCACUCCAUCAAAUGUAAAUCCCUCUCAAUAUACUACUACAGUUGUGAAAGAAGAAAUAAAUUCGAACGAAUUUAGCAAUGGAGGUGAUAGAUCCACAGAUCUUGCACCGAUGGAAACCCUCAGGCCAAUAAAUGUGGUCAAUUAUGGCAAUAUGGCGGGCGAAUUUGAUGACGAUUCGAAUCACAGAGAGUUACUAGAUUUAGAAGCUGCAUCGAAAAAUAAGCAAUUUGUAUCGAUGAUGAAUGAAAACUACUUUGGAGAUAAUAUUUACGCAGACUACUUUACCCCAGAUCGCGUUGAAGCGUUCGAUGCUGAAAAAGAAUCGAAUUACGCCAAGGACAACGCAAAAGAGGGAAUGUAUAUUUGGGGUGAAUCAUCGCAGAAGGAAAGUGAAUUUGUUUUACCAAAUUUCAUACACGAGAGUUAUAAAAUAGCUGAAAGCAACGGGAUGGACUAUUCAGAUAUGGGAGCGUCGGGGGAGCAUAUAGACGGUGACAGGUGCGAAGGGGACAGCAAGGCCGACGUGUUGAGUGAGAGUAGAAGUGACGGCGAACCGACUUUGAAUAUCUGUGCCGAUGAGAGGAUGCCGCCUCGUGGAGAACUCAGCGGGCAAGAAAGCAACGGAGACAUGGAAUCACCUUGGAGUGGGAUGUAUUCGGGAGUACCUCCGGCAGAGCCCUACGAUCUAAUGGCGCGAGAGAGUUGGGUUUCAGAUGGGUCCGACAUAGAUGCUAACGAAAAAACAGAAAAUGUUAUUGAAGAAGAACUGCACUUUUCAAAGGCAAGAACGUACAAUUGCGCUCAGUGCGGCGUGAAGUUCCCGUCGCUGAAGGAGCUGCGCGCGCACAAGGCGCUGGCGCACGCGCUGCCCACGUGCUCCAGCGUCAAGACCUCCUACAGCCGCCUCAUGACCGCCCGCGCCAUCAAGAAGGAGGAGAAACCGGACGAACAUGUGCUGGCAGGCAAUCUAUUGUCAUUGGAUACAAAGGAGACGAUGGCUUCGACAAUGUUACAAGUUUACAACGCGAUGAGUGAAGCUAAGCCUCAAAUCGAAGGUUUCAUAAAGCAGGAAACGAAAAAGAGACGAAAAGAUUACGUGUGUCCGACGUGCAAGGUCGACCAGGUCACCGACGCGGCCUUCCACGCCCAUCUCAAGAUACACCCGCUGGAGUGUCUCACGUGCGGGAAGUGUUUCUUCAAAAGAGCAAACCUAGCGUUGCACGUGAAAACGCACUUAGGAAUAAAGAACUAUAAAUGUGAGAUAUGCGAGAAACGUUUCAUAACACGUCAGAAGCUGUCGGAGCACCACAACGUGCACACCGGCCGGACGCCCGUCAAGUGCACCAUCUGCGACGACACCUUCCGACGGUACUCCAACAUGGUGCAGCACAGGGACCGACACCAUUUCAAGAAGAAGACAAAGAUACGCGACUUUGUGUGCCACUGCGGGGCCGUGUUCCACUCGCGCGCCAAGCUGCUGUGGCACAAGGAGACGCACGACGAGAAGCCCAAGGCGUGCCUGUACUGCAGCGACAAGUUCGUGCACGCCGCCUCGCUCACGCGCCACGUGCGCCGCACGCACAACGAGUACUUCCUCGCCGACAAGGCCACGGAGAAGGGCCGGAUGGAGAAUGUGCCUUGCCCUGUUUGUAAACAGAUGUACCUUAGAUCAAAUUUACGUGCUCACUUGCUGACCCACAGUGGGAAGAAACCAUACCACUGCAUCAUCUGCAACAAAGCAUUCACAACCAAGUGGAACUUGAAACUUCAUCGUUGGACGCACCUGAGUCGGUCGGCUAAACCCUUCAAAUGCACGCUAUGUAAAGGUGCAUUCAUCAGGCAAUCCGAUUACGUGUCACACAUGAACGCGCACAAGUCUGUUCGUCCAUACACCUGCAACUACUGCGGCUGCCAGUUCAUUAGGAAGUACAACUGCCAACGACAUGUUCGAGAACACGAAAUGGCUAAGAAGUAUGUGUGUAAAGUGCCCGAGUGUGGUAAAUCGUUCCAUAGGAGUUAUUAUUUAUCUGAACAUAUGAAAGUGCAUAGUGGGGCGAGGCCUUUCGCAUGUAAUAUUUGUGGGAAAACGUCAAGUAAUAAGUCCAAUCAUAAUAAACAUGUGAAGAUACACCACGCGAGGGAGCCAGUUGCGACUGAAGCGUAAGUAUGAAAUUUAUAAAUACGCUGGCUAGGCGACUCUUGAGAGAUUUUUUUAAUGGUACUCAAGAUUUUGUAAUAUAGAAUUAUCUGUCCAGCAAAUGGGUCCAUUUGCUCAAAAUUUCUGCUACUCCUUGGAUUGUGUGCAAUGAAUAUUCACUAUUAAUUUAAACUCAAGUCUAAACAACAAUAUAUAAAAACAGCAUCAUUAACAAAGGUUUUGAUACAGAGUCGCCGCAUUGUAAAUAUUUAGUUAAAUUUAAAUAUAUUGUGUAAAUACAGGACCAAGUUUGUGUAAAAUGAUGAGGAGAAUAUAGAGAGCAUUUUACAGUUAAAAUCAAUACUUAAAUAAAUAUUGUUGUGUGACAGACUUUAUUGUGUUACUAUUUGCACAUUGCAUUUUAUUUUUAAAACUAUUUAUAAUAUUUAAAUACUUGUGUUGAUUUUUUUUCCAAAUCGGCACAAUGUGACUCUGGAUACCUGUUACACUAUUUACUGUAGGAAAAAAAUACAUAAAAAAGUGAUUGUCCUAAUAUUUAACUAAUACCAUACAUGUUUUAAUAAGAUAUGGUUUCAAGUAGUGAAAAAGUUCCUAAUAUUUGAGAUAAUAACGGGUUAGUUACUUGAUGUUUUUGUCUCUGAGAAAAAAAAAAAUAUAUAAAAUAAGAGGUGGAUAUUAAAGGAAGCUGAGAUUUAGCUUUCAACAUUCAAAUCUAAAUAGGUUGUGAACUAAUACUAAUGAAUUUUUGUAAAUAGAUGUAAAAAUUGUUUUUAAUAUAAUAAGGUCAGUCACACUACGAUAUUCUUAAUAAGUAUUUUAGUCAAUUUACUAAAAAGGGCAUUUUGGUAAAGGUACCCCGCUUAAUAAUUUAAUUUCGUAUAUAAUAGAACAAUAAUCUGCUAUUAUACGACGGUAGUUUUAAGUGGCGAGUAAUGUUAUUUGAAGGAAAUUCUGUGAGAAAAUUUUAAUAAACUAGAUACAUAUCAAUGUUUAAAAUAUUAUUCACGCGAUGGUUUGCCAUGCGAAAGGUAUUCAAAAUAAGUAUAAGGUUAAUUGACUUUAAAAAAACUUGUUAUUCAUUAAUAGUUAACAUCAAAAGCAACAUAGUAUAAUAUAAUGUGUAUUAAAUUAAUAUUAUAUCAUUUCUCUACAGGAUUUUUUUCUGUGUACAUACUCGAUUUAACAGAUAAAUUGCUCAAAGACAAUUCUAAUUAAUCAUAGACCAUGUCUAUGAAUCACACUAUUGACAGUCACAUUAAAACUUCUUUUCUAUUUUAGUAUUUGUAUUAAUAAUCUAGUUAUAGUUUUAUUUAUUUUUUACUUUAACAGUUCAACUUUAUUUUUUUAUUAGGUAAUUGAUGAAUUUAAUAACAUAAAAUGCAUGUCUUCCACAUCGCAUAAGUUGAAAUUUUUAUUAAAAUAUUAUACUUUUUUUCAACCAUUUUUCUGACCAUGUACAUAGCAUACUUGCAGCAGGAACAGCGCAAAUUAUCAAUUAAACUUGACAUUAAAGAUACGGUUAAUAAUUUUUACAAAGUAAUAAAAACCUAAUUAGUUUAAUUAUAAUAAUUUUGUGACAGGAAAAAAUAUCUAUACAUUGUUGGUACAAACUUUUAUAUAUUACAAGUGAUUUUGUUUAAUGAUUUUUUUUUUCCUAAUGAAUUAUCUAAUGAUUAAGAUGUGCCUGUGCUAAGCGAAAUUUGGAAUAAGAUUUUGAACGAUAAAAAUGCAACUCUUAAUAGUCAUUCUCAAAUAUAUGUAUUCGUUUUGAAACCAUGGAUAUGUGCUAUGUAUGUAACGAACAUUCAAAAAAAAUUAAAAUCAAUGUUUUGUGCAAUACACAUAAUCUUAGGAUAUCCCACCGGUAAUACAUCACUCAGCGCAGACAUUGCGAGCACAUCUUAAAAUUUAUAUAACUGUUUUAUUUUAUUUAUUAUAAAAACAUAAUUAAUUAAAAAACUCUUUCAUAAAUUACAAUAUUAGUAAGAUUUGUUGCCAUAAAAUAUUUAAGGCGACUUUCAUGAUAUUUGUUACAAUAAUAAAAUAUGAGCUUUAUUGUAAGCGCAUAAGGUCCGUCAUAAAUUCUACUGUGAUUACAAUGAUUAUCGAUGAAGUGUAUUUUUUUGUAUUAGUUUAAUUUCCAUAUUGUGCUUGUAUUUAUUUACACACUGAAAAAUAUAAGAAAAAUGUGCAAUCACCGACCGAUAGUUGUUGUUGUUGUUUCUGAACCAAGCCUCCACCGUUAUUAUAAGAUGUUCUCAAGUUUUUUUUUUUUAUAUUUUAGUUUCUUUGAUUUUUUUUUAUAUACAUGGAUAAACAAUAAUUAUAAAAUUGAUCUGUUGUUUGGUAAUAUUUACAAAUACGUGGGGCUGCGUUCCUUCAAAUAUUUUUAUAUACAUUGAAAUUGUUGUGUGUCUUGUAAAUGAAUCACACCAGCUGUGUUCAUGCGAUAUCGUAUUUUAAUUUUCUGUAUUUUUAACGUAAAUGAAUGAUCUCGUAACUUAACACAACAAAAGUUUGAUUUUUUGUUAUUAUAGUAAAAUUUAGUCUUUAAUCAACGUCUUUAUUCGAAAGCAUUUGAUAAAAGUCACGUCGGUUGCUUUUCGUUUAUCGUAUACUUACAUAAUGCGAGCGUUUAUUGAUAUAUUUUAUCAAAUGAUUUCAAAUUAAAGCGAACUCUUUGCGGUUAUUAGAAUAAAUUGGUUAUUUAUUUUUAAAAUAAUUUGUAAAUACGAAGUAAGGUACUUUUAUUUUGUAACACGUGGGUCGUACACCAAAACUCAGUUCAGCGGGGUUACUGGACUGGAUUAGUG